AUGUUCGCACGCGGGACAUUCUCAAACCCGCACCCGGCGGGGCCAUCGAACAAGACGUGGCGCAAAAAGUUAAGUUUCGGCAAGAAGCUCAAGAAGCAGUCAGUAUACCCCUUGAUGUCGUCCGAAUCCAUCGCACUGACCGAGUCACCAGCCCGGCCUCGAAGCCUCCGAAAGGCGGCGCAAGUCCCUUCCAGUCGCUGCCGCGAGAGCUCCGCGACAAGAUCUACUACUGCGUCUUCGACAAUGAGCCUCCCCACCCAAAAGACUGCUUUUCCUCGUUCAAACAGAACAUGCCGAAGCGCCCCAUGAUGGCACAGGCUUGCAGGAAGGUUCGGAAAGAGAUGGAGGAGGUCUACUACAAGCGCGGUGAGUUUACCCAGUACAUCGUCUACGGCAGCUUCCUAUUCGCGAGCGUUUCCACGACUGCCAUCAAAGAGUGGCUGGAGGAGAUUGGUGAGUCGAAUGCCGCAAAGAUCAAUUCUUUGUCCGUCAAGUUCUUCACGAGUCGCUCCUGGGCAAGAGAGCAGAGCAGCGAGCAGGUGGUAACUCGGGUUGCCGAGAAGUUCGGACUGCCGGUAUCCGACAUCAACAAGAGCCACUUCUUCAAGGUACUGGGGUUCGAGAACACCAAUCUGCGCGAAGAUGCGCUGCAGGUCUUGUGUCUUGACGAGAACAAGGACUGGGUCGACCCGAUCGAGGCCGUGAAAAAGAAAAAGGGUCUUUAG
Lecanosticta acicola is the source of this 725-nucleotide messenger RNA. Lineage: Eukaryota; Fungi; Ascomycota; Dothideomycetes; Mycosphaerellales; Mycosphaerellaceae. The record is from the annotation of a GenBank genome assembly.